CGAGCGUUCACAACCGUCGCGCAUUAAUUACCAGUCUAGUCGUAACGGUUGAGCUAGCAGGUCGUCGUCGAUCGGCAAAUCCGUACCCCGUACCAGUUCGUAGUAGGCGGUUCAAAGUGAACCCCGGGAAAUGUCAACUAGUGAGUGUAGUGUACAAAUAUUGUGACAUAUAAGACAAACCUGUGUGAGCAAAAUAAAAAAAAAUCACAACAAACAAAAUCAAAGCAGGCGGCAAUGGUGAUAGACGAAAGCGUGCCUUCGACAACGGCCGAAGAUGCACCGACGUUGACUGGCAGCGAGCAACCCCGCGAUCGGGGUCUCUGGCGAGAUCUAGUAGCCUACUGGUUCCUGGGCAUGUGCAACAACUAUGGCUACGUGGUGAUGUUGACAGCUGCCCACGAUAUCCUGAAGGAUCUGGACGGCAGCGGUGGUGGUGAUCAUGAGAAAGUGUCGGACAGUAUUUUCAGAAGCGAUGGAUUUCCCUACGACAAACGACCGUGCAACAAAAUAUCGACCGGAGCGAUUCUACUGGCAGAUAUUCUACCGGCUCUAUCAGUUAAACUGGUCGCUUCGUUCCUUCCGCUCUGGAAACAUGCCCGAGUAGCUCUCUGUAUCGGUCUAGCCUGCGCAGGAUUCAUACUGGUAGCGUUCGCCUCCAGUGAGUGGUUACUGUUCCUGGGGGUGAUCUGUACCUCGUUCAGCUCCGGCCUUGGAGAGGCCACCUUCCUCGCAUAUGGCAGUUAUUUCAAUAAAAACGUCAUAUCCACAUGGUCAUCCGGAACUGGUGGAGCAGGUGUGAUCGGUGCCCUGUCAUACACCGGUUUGACUGGUUUCGGACUGACACCGAAGGCGACGAUGUUGGUCAUGUUGGUGGUUCCUGCAGUGGAAGCUGGCUGUUUUUGGCUUCUGCUGCGGCAUAAAGACUCUAGCAGAACUCCGAAGUCGGCUAACGUUGAGGAAGUUUCGAUGAAGGAAGACUACCAAACUCUACCGGAGAAUGAUCGUCCGUUGGUUAACUGGCGGCAAAAGAUCAAGUACAUCCCAUCGCUGUUCAUCUACAUGAUUCCGCUGGUGUUGGUAUAUCUGUUCGAGUACUUUAUCAAUCAGGGAUUGUUUGAACUGGUCUACUUCCCGAACAUAUUCGUGGACAAGGAUGAGCAGUACCGAUGGUACCAAGUCCUGUACCAGGUCGGCGUUUUCGUGUCACGCUCAUCGGUGAACAUCAUUCAUUUCAAGCACGUCUGGAUUAUGGCCGUACUGCAGCUGGUGAACGUGUUCUACUUCACGUUCGAAGCGAUCUACAUGUUCACACCCACCAUUUGGAUAAUCUUCGUGCUGAUACUGUGGGAGGGUUUGCUCGGUGGUGGCGGAUACGUGAACACAUUCUACCGGAUGCAGAUCGAGGUGUCGGAGGCUCGGCGGGAGUACGCCAUGAUGAUCACGUCCAUCUCGGACUCUGUCGGUAUAGCGUUGGCGGGAAUUGCAGCGAUACCCUCGCACAAUGCCAUUUGCGAUCUGCCCGUGCCGAGUCGAUUGACGUGAUGUUUUACCUAAGGUGGCUGAGGUACUAUAGCUUUACUUGUACGACGAACUUCUAUACAGUAGGGAUCCAAUAAAAUGGUAUGACUGACGCGAGUAGCUCCGCAAAGACUGAGCUGAAAACGACGAGUAAAAACGGGAGUUUUUUUUCCUUUGCGUGAAAACAGAUUUUUUUUUUAAAACCCGCUAGAUGAAAAAAUAGCAUACCACCGCCGUCGCUGUCACCCGCUGAGUAGAGUGUUCAGCACACGUUUUUGCCAGCAGGUGGAGAAUUGAAGCCUAUCUAAACUUCACUAUUAAUUCACAAACAUGCCAAAAAAUUAUCUAACCUAUCUAUGUCAACAAAACGAUUAAAAACAAACGACAUGAACGAGUAUACUAAAUAACGGUGAGUCCUAUUCUAUAAACAAAUACACUCCAUGGAGUGUACACACAAAAUUAGCUAAAUUGUUACCAUAACGAGUUAAGUUUGAUAUCAAAUAAGGCCCAAUAUAUUUGGUUUGAAGGUCUUCAGUUAAUUGGACUAUUGCACUUGUCAACGUGGAAUAAAGAACUUUUUUCCUCCACUGAUACUAUAUCUUUCAAAAGCACUCUGUCGCUCCUAAUAAUAUUUUGUAAUUUUUGUCUAGAGUACAUUUCCUCGAUACUUGUGAGCUACUACGAUCUGGCAA
This is a messenger RNA of Topomyia yanbarensis, 2210 nucleotides long. RefSeq names its product battenin (gene Cln3). Gene Ontology annotation, biological process: regulation of intracellular pH; lysosome organization. The coding region runs from base 235 to 1542 and encodes 435 amino acids. Lineage: Eukaryota; Metazoa; Arthropoda; Insecta; Diptera; Culicidae. The record is from RefSeq and is a predicted model, not a curated record. Gene Ontology annotation, cellular component: lysosome; membrane. The transcript is spliced from 5 exons.